Arabis nemorensis is the source of this 1365-nucleotide messenger RNA. NCBI's taxonomy places the organism in Eukaryota, Viridiplantae, Streptophyta, Magnoliopsida, Brassicales, Brassicaceae. The record is from the annotation of a GenBank genome assembly.
AUGCUUUAUCACUGUUCUAUUUGCGACAUCAGCCUGUGUAUUAUCUGUACCAAAUCACCACCACCACUUAUCAUCGAGAAUGCGAAGACCCAUAAGCAUCCACUUACUUUCGUUACAAGACUAGUCUCGUGCACUUGUAACGUUUGUGGAGUACCUGACGCUAUACUCCCUUAUAUGUGUCUUCAGUGUGGUUUUGCGGUGCAUCCACGUUGUAUCGACUUUCCCCAAGUCAUAAACAUUAAUCGUCAUGAUCAUCGUAUUUCUUUUACUCAUCAUAUUGGUCAUGGGUAUUUGAAAUGUGGAGUCUGCCGCAAACCUCUAUGCCAGUACAAUGGAGCCUAUUCCUGCUUAGUUUGCCCUAACUAUGCAGUUCAUUCGAGGUGCGCAACGAGAUAUGGCGUAUGGGAUGGUGCGGAACUAAAAGGGAAACCUGAGAUAGUCGAAGAUAUUGCGCCAUUUGAGGUGGUAGGUGAUGACUUGAUACGUCAUUUUAGUCAUGACAAACAUACUUUAAGGCUCCACACGAAGCAUAUCAUUCAUGAUGAUAGUACACGAUGCGAGGCAUGUAGCCAUCCGGUAGGAUUUGACCCAAUCUAUAGUUGUGAGGAAUGUUGUUUCAUCCUGCAUGAAAGGUGUGCAAAUCUUCCUGUUAAGAAAAGGCUUGUCUAUCAUAGCUUACCAUUCCUAUUACAAGGACCAGGUAAUGGUGUUCACAAGGUUCUAGAUUGCAGGUUAUGUGGAAAGUAUUUUACUGGUUUCGAGUACAAGUCACAAGAAAAGACGCCGCAACAUAUUGAUCUACAUUGUAGUUUCUUUUCUGAGCCGUUUGUCCAUGGUGGCCAUUCACAUCCCUUAUAUUUUGUUUUUCAAUAUGGGGAGAGUCACCGUUGUGAUUCAUGCGAUAGGAAGAUAUUUGGUCAUAUGCUCAGUUGUGAUGUUUGUGGAUGUACGUUGUGUUUACGGUGCGCUAGUCUGCCGGUAAAGAUAAAGCAUAGGAACGAUGAGCACCCUCUCACUCUAUGUUGUGGGGAAAAGGCAAAUGGAAAAUAUUGGUGCGACAUCUGUGAGGGAGAAUUGGAUCCAAGUAAAUGGUUUUAUACAUGCUUUGAUUGUGGGGGCACUGCUCAUGCUGAGUGUGUACUAGGAGAUUUCUCACGUCUCAUACCAGGAAGCAUCAUUGACUUCUACGGACAUAAGCUGGAGGUGGUUCUUAACAAUCACAACACUCGACCAUUAUGCAGCAUGUGUCGCUCUCGAUGCAAGGUCUCCGUGAUCCUUCAACUUUGUACUAGUAGCUCUGUGUACUACUUUUGUUCCCGUUCUUGUUUGAUAGGGCAUUUCCGUUCUUAUUUGUUGAAGGUUUAA